Megalobrama amblycephala (Wuchang bream) is the source of this 5503-nucleotide messenger RNA. RefSeq names its product glutamate receptor, ionotropic, N-methyl D-aspartate 2Cb (gene grin2cb). Gene Ontology annotation, biological process: long-term synaptic potentiation; excitatory postsynaptic potential; synaptic transmission, glutamatergic. The record is from RefSeq and is a predicted model, not a curated record. Gene Ontology annotation, molecular function: NMDA glutamate receptor activity; transmitter-gated monoatomic ion channel activity involved in regulation of postsynaptic membrane potential. NCBI's taxonomy places the organism in Eukaryota, Metazoa, Chordata, Actinopteri, Cypriniformes, Xenocyprididae. Gene Ontology annotation, cellular component: postsynaptic membrane; plasma membrane; NMDA selective glutamate receptor complex.
UAUAUCCUUCCGCGAAAGUUUAACGCCAUCUCGUGGUCAGAACAGUAGAAAUACUUGGAUGAAAUACUUUGCACGGACAAGGUGGCAGCAAGAUGAUUCCGCUGAGGAUCAGUUGGUUUUCCUGGUGUUGUUUGAUUGAUGAAAGACAGAAAUGGGCUUCCAAAAGAACUACUGCUGUCAUACACUGCCAGAAAACAUUAUGCAUCAGAUCCAGUUCGGAUGUGUCUUUCCUUGGUUUUGGCCCGAUGACCUUGACGAUGUGAAACAGUUCAUCAGCAGGCUCUAGGAGGCUGAAAUGGCCACUCCUCAAGGGUGUUGGGGUCCCUCUCUUCAACUCCUCUUCUUCUUUCAUCUGUUACUCAAUGUAGUGCCUCCCUGCCGGGGACGUCCAUUCUUUGGUCCUCCCUCGGUCAACGUGGCUGUGGUUUUCAGUGGUUUGGCUCACCACAGUGAGAUCAAAGGCCGUCUGAGUCCAGAAAACUUCCUAGACAUGCCCCUGGAAGUGAACCCCAUCACCGUGCUGGUGAAUGACACUAACCCCAGGGCUUUACUCACACGUCUCUGUCAGACUAUGGCAGCAGAGAGCCUCCACGGAGUGGUGUUUGAAGAUGACGUGGACUCAGAAGCUGUGGCACAAAUCUUAGACUUUAUCUCCUCUCAGACGUCCAUCCCCAUCGUAGGCAUCAGUGGAGGUUCUGCAGUUGUUAUUCCACAUAAAGCUGAAGGCUCUACCUUUCUCCAGAUGGGAGCUUCUAUAGAGCAGCAAAUAAAUGCAAUGUUCAAAGUGAUGGAGGAGUACAACUGGGGUAACUUUGUGGUGAUCACCAGUUUGUAUCCCGGCUACGAGACCUUUGUGGACUACAUUCGCUCCUUCACGGACACCAGCUACUUCCUGUGGGAGCUGCAGGAUGUGCUGAGCUUUGAGAUGUCCGUGGGGGCCAAUGACAUCCGCACACGUAGACUUCUACAGCAGGUGGACUCGCAGGUAUAUCUAGUGUACUGUUCCCAUGAGGAGGCGCAGUACUUGUUCAGGAUGGCCUCUGAUGUGGGGCUUCUGGGGCCUGGAUACAUCUGGGUCGUCCCCAGUCUGGCUGUGGGGAACCCUGAAGUGUCCCCUCCUGACAGUUUCCCAGUGGGCGUCAUCAGUAUUAUCACAGACCGCUGGAGGAAAACACUGCGCCAGAGGGUUCGGGAAGGAGUGGCAGUCAUAGUAAAAGGGGUGUACAGUUUCCACAAGUACAGAGGAUUCAUUCCCGAGGGUCACAGUGACUGCAAUAGUCCUGCCAAAACAUAUGCCAACAAUUCUCUCUUCAGGCAUAUGCUGAAUGUGUCAUGGGAGCAUAAGGACCUCUCCUUCAACACUGAUGGCUAUCUCACUAAUCCUUCCAUGGUGAUCAUUGCUUUGGAUCGAGAAAGACACUGGGACAAGGUAGGAAACUUCGAGGGAGGGAUUUUGCAGAUGCGCUACCCUGUAUGGCCCCGUUAUGGCAGCUUUCUGGAGCCCGUGUCAGACAACCGCCACCUGACCGUGGCCACGCUGGAGGAGAGGCCUUUUGUCAUCGUGGAGAGUGUUGAUCCUGCCACGGGCACCUGUGUUCGCAAUACUGUGCCGUGUCGUCGGCAGUCCAACCGGACUGAAAGUGUAACCGGUCACAAUGAGCCUUACACCAAACUCUGCUGCAAAGGCUUCUGCAUAGACAUCCUAAAGAAGCUCUCACGCACCAUCAAGUUUUCAUAUGACCUUUAUCUGGUAACCAAUGGGAAACAUGGCAAGAUGGUCCGUGGCGUCUGGAAUGGGAUGAUUGGAGAGGUCUUCUACAAGCGUGCAGAUAUGGCAAUUGGCUCUCUUACCAUCAAUGAGGAGCGGUCAGAGAUUGUUGACUUUUCAGUGCCAUUUGUGGAGACUGGGAUUAGUGUUAUGGUGGCCAGAAGCAAUGGAACAGUCUCACCUUCUGCCUUCCUGGAGCCUUACAGUCCAGCCGUGUGGGUUAUGAUGUUCGUAAUGUGCCUGACUGUUGUGGCAGUCACCGUGUUCGUCUUUGAGUACUUCAGCCCUGUUGGGUACAACCGGAGCCUUGUUAGUGCCAAAGCCCCUGGGGGUCCAACCUUCACCAUUGGGAAGUCCGUCUGGCUCCUGUGGGGAAUCGUCUUCAACAACUCUGUUCCGAUUGAAAACCCCAAAGGCACGACCAGCAAAAUUAUGGUCCUGGUUUGGGCUUUCUUUGCUGUCAUCUUCCUCGCCAGCUACACAGCCAAUUUAGCUGCCUUCAUGAUCCAAGAGCAGUACAUUGACACCGUGUCUGGACUUAGUGACAAAAAGUUUCAAAAACCCCAGGAACAUUAUCCUCCUUUUCGCUUCGGGACAGUCCCAAACGGCAGCACCGAGAGGAACAUUCGAAGCAAUUACCCCGACAUGCACACCCACAUGAUAAAGUACAACCAGAAGGGAGUGGAAGAAGCUCUCAACAGCCUUAAGACAGGGAAGUUGGAUGCCUUCAUAUAUGAUGCAGCAGUUCUUAAUUAUAUGGCUGGCAAGGACGAGGGCUGCAAGCUGGUCACCAUUGGUAGUGGGAAGGUGUUUGCUACCACAGGCUACGGCAUUGCUCUGCAGAAGGACUCCCGCUGGAAGCGCCCCAUAGACCUGGCUCUACUCCAGUUCCUGGGAGAUGGGGACACACAGAGACUGGAAACAGUAUGGCUGUCUGGAAUAUGUCAGAAUGAGAAAAACGAGGUCAUGAGCUCUAAACUAGACAUAGACAACAUGGCAGGUGUUUUCUACAUGUUGCUCGUGGCCAUGGGCCUCAGCCUGCUGGUCUUUGCUUGGGAACAUCUACUUUACUGGAAACUGAGGCACUCUGUCCACAAGUCUGAUCACUUAGACUUUCUACUGGCCAUCAGCAGGGGCAUAUACAGCUGCUUUAAUGGCGUUGAAGACAUUGGCAGAUCUACCAGCAUACAGAAUCCAGAUAUCACCGCCAAUUAUGCCCAGGCCAACAUGCUGAAAAUGCUGCAGACAGCCAAGGACAUUGUCUCCUCAGCCAAAGUGGAGAACUCAUUGGAUAACGCCACCAAGACCAUUGAGAACUGGAGCAGACACAGCGGCAGCCUCCCAGCACGUAUCCCACUGGUGACCACAACUGAAAAGGUCCCUGGUCACUUCUCAUAUUUUACUAACAUCACGGAGAACCACAUACCUCACAUGCAGCGUUCCAUAACUCCACCUUUCACGCAACACACCAAAACCACUAGCCCACAAUCGAUGGUAAACCACAGAGUCUUAACACGGCCCACUCCUCUUCGCUACACACUUCCCGCCAGGACCAGAGGCCUCUACGACGGUAUGCUUCCUGUAUCCAGUCUGAGUACACCUCAUCUAGCCAUGCAUGAUCCUCCACCCGACCUGGCCCAUCCUGGUUCUUCCUUUGUUCCAUAUAGAGACAUCUACACCGAACACCACAAGUCUUGUCACAAUGAUUUCUCAGAUGCCGUCAGGAGGAAAAAGAGACCCCAAAAUCUCUUGGUGGAGUCCAUGGAUCUCAGGGGGCUUCACGAUUAUAACCAAUCAACGUGUCAUACCGAAGCAAACAGUUUUGCUGAAAACCAUCUAUCCUCGUCCUACGGUGAAAAUCCGUUCGUAGUGGCGGACACAGCUUGUAAUUCCUGUGUCAAAACGCACUUUGACCCUGCAUUCGAUGACAUACCGUUAAUAGGGAAAAGGAAGCUUCAUCGCAGACCGUCGUUCCUGAAAGCCACUUGGGGCCCCGACAGAGUCCGGUUCCCGGGUGACAGACCCGGUGCCGCAGCCUCCUCACGAGUAGCUAUACCUGACCUGUUCCCAUGUGUGGACGUACAUGGACGGGUGAGGAACACCAUGUGUUACGCCCAACCGAUGGAUCACACCUACCUUCACGCCUUCCGGCGAAACACUAGGAAAAGUCAGAAGCUGAGACACAGCCAGUCCACCAGGCUUCCCACCUACAAGGAGGCCAUUUUCCACAACGUGGCAGCUGUCAGGAGGGCGUCCAGCUUGGUGCAUAGACCCUACUCCUACCCAGAGCUGCCAGUCUACCAGAGCCCGCUGUCAUAUGGACCAGCUGAAUUAUGCAACAUCUUCCCCUGUAUGGGACAUCCCAGUGACAGUGUAUAUGGAGGGUAUAGGGCACCCACACACCUACAGGAUGACCAUCUAGUGCCUGUUCCAGGCAGCAGGGUGGUUCAUAGCAGCCCUGUUGUGCCCAUGACAUGGGGCAGAAUUUCCAGUUUGGAAUCAGAAGUGUGAACUUGUCCUUCCAUGUGCCAAAUAUGAACUAUUUGGCCCACAAGCUUCUACUGACCAAUAAAAUUACUUCGCCUUUAACACGAGCAGAAACACAAACCAUGUUACUGGGUUUCAUUUGUUUUGGUUUUGUUACACUUAUUUAAAAUUAAUUUAAUUUUUUAUUAAUUUUUUUAAAGUGCAAUAAUGUAAUAAUUGAGGGACGUAUUUAAGGAAACCGUCAAAUGCCAUCCUAAAUUUUGAAUGAAUGAAUGAAUUAAUGGACAUGUAGAACUGUAAAUGAUUAGCCGUUCUUAUCUCUUUAGUCCACAAAAUGCAAUAUAUUGCUAUAUGUAUUGGACUGGAUGAAAGAUUUUUUCUUCAAAGGUUGUAGUAGAGAAGUCAAACUGAGACACUAAACUAUACGAAGUGUUCAUUUUGAAGUACAUUUGGUAUUAUACACUAUGUAAUUCUCUAUGAUACUGAAUUUUGUAAACACUUAAGACAUAUUGUCCGAUAUUUUUUAUUUUAAACAGCAGGGCUAUAUAAGUGGAUUUUUCAGGCUCUAACAUUCCCUUUCUGUUCAAUGUUCAAUCUCCUCUCGCUCUCACUCUCUCACUCUGCUGUGAGCGGGCUUUUGAAGAAGAGCAAAUUGAAUGGUACUCUAAUAUUAGCAUCAUCAAGGAUCUUCACACUUUAAUAAAUUACAAAGGACCAUCAGUUAGUCCUUUGUAACUGCUGUCUUCUUUAGAUGGCUGACGGAUAUAACUCUUUGAACACUGCCUUUUAUAUGCAGAGCCACAGCAUAUUUUAGACCGCUUUUAACAGGGAUUGGCUGUUUGCAGUUGCGACACGACGGAAAGAAGCAUUACCUUAAAAACGUCCAAAAAAAAAAAACAAAACAAAAAAAAAGUCUGCUGACACCCAUAAGAUCAGGUUUAGGGUAGAGUUUUGCUGUUGCCACUGGAUGACUGCUACCAAGUCUGUUUGACCUGCAUACUGAACCUCACAUACCCACGAGGAAAUCUGUCUGUGCCUCAAAAUAAACUUGUGAUGCUCUAGAGUGUGAAAGAGCGAGAGAAGGAUGGUGCAACGGAUGGAAAAGAAGAGAAACUAGGAAAUGAGAAACCACACUUCCUUCAUUUGGGAUUUAAGCUACAAUAUCUGAAUGUUUAUGAGCUCAUGAGGCUCAUUUGAGGUUGUCACGAGUGUCUCAUUAAAGCAACUCUGUGGAGUGAUUAUACAGGA